AUGCAUGAGUUGCUUGAGAUUUUAUCAGGUCAGGUUGAGAACAUCUCACAAGUCGCGGAGGACACACUUCCUACUCCUCCUCUUGGGACGUCCGGCGUAGCUGCCGACACUGCCCUGCGCCCUCCAGCAGCGCAGCCUCCUACUCAUCCUUUUCCAAGCACAUCUGACACAACUGCCGGCACCUCUCCACAGCUUCCAGCAGUGCUGCCUCCUACUCCUCCUUUCCUAAGCACAUCUGACACAACUUCCGGCACCUCUCCACAGCUUCCAGCAGUGCCGCCUCCUUUCCUAAGCACAUCCGACACAACUGCUGGCACCUCUCCACAGCUUCCAGCAGUGCUGCCUCCUUUCCUAAGCACAUCCGACACAACUUCCGGCACCUCUCCACAGCUUCCAGCAGCGCCGCCUCAUGGUGAGAUUAUUGAUGACAGCCAUAAAGACGAUGAUGUGGAAAAGCAUGUCUUGGCAAGAUUGAGAGAAUUCCUUCAUGGCGUUCAAGGCCUUCUUUGA
Messenger RNA from Prunus persica (peach), 510 nucleotides. RefSeq names its product splicing factor 3A subunit 2-like. The record is from RefSeq and is a predicted model, not a curated record. The coding region runs from base 1 to 510 and encodes 169 amino acids. The transcript has 2 exons. Lineage: Eukaryota; Viridiplantae; Streptophyta; Magnoliopsida; Rosales; Rosaceae.